Messenger RNA from Paramecium pentaurelia, 1921 nucleotides. Lineage: Eukaryota; Ciliophora; Oligohymenophorea; Peniculida; Parameciidae. The record is from the annotation of a GenBank genome assembly.
AUGAAGUAAAUUUAAAGUUAAUUUAAUCAUCAACUAAUAGGAAAGAUUCCCAAUCAAUUGAGUACAUAUUAUUUAUUAUUAAGGUAGUUCAUAUAGAAAAAUUAAUGAUCAUAUACUUGCUUAUUAAAAUAAAAUAUAAGUCAUAAAAGAUAAUAAUUAAUAUGACUUAAAUAUAAUUACUCCAGGAUAUUUAAAAUGCAAUAAAUUUUAAUAUAUGUUUAAUUGGAAAAUCAAUUUUAUUGAUAGUCAACUUUGCUAAUUUUCUAAAGAUGAAUUUUAUUAAAUUUAUUUAUACAAUUGUUUUCUUUUAGGAGAUUGUUAUAAAGCAAAUAGUUUAUCUUAUAUAUAAUAAAAAUAUAGACCUUUUGAAUCAUAUUUUGAUAUUAGGAAUGAGAACAGAAAUAAUAUAUUAUUAUAUGGAGAAAACAUGAAUGAAUUUAAUUAAUUUAAACUAUCAAAUUCAGUUCAAAAUGAAUUUACAGAUUUUAAUAGAAUUUAUGUUAAUAAAAGGAAUCCAUUUGUAUCAUUUUCUGUUUAUGAUAUAAUUAAUAGUAAUGAUAAGGCAAUAUCAUAUUUCUAGAAAUUGAUUUAAUAAAAAGCAUUUCAGAAUAUAGAUGAAGCAUUAUAAUAUUAUGGAGUAACUCUAAAUGAAAUAGAAGAAUUAAAUGUUCAUUAAUUAUUACAUUUAGAUAAACUAAUACCUGGAAAUGUACAAUCAUAUAGAUAGAAUUAUCAGAAUUUUCAUGAAUAUAUAGCUUUUAGUGCAUAUACUUUACAUAUAAAUUAAUUUCAUAGGAAUGUACCAAAUAUGGCAUUUAGCACUAAUGAAUGUGAAUAAUGUAAUUCAUAUAAUCCAGCAGAAUAUUGUACAUCACUCAAACCUAUUCAACCUUUAAAGUAACCUUAAUUAAUACCAAUUCAAUAAUUAUAAGAAUAUCCUUUAAAUUAUAAAACAUAUGAUAUUAUUUGCAUACUCUAUCAUUCAUUAAUAUGCUAAUUUAAAAUUUGGAGUCAUCAAGAUUCUGUUGAAAGCAUAUUAAAUUAUUAAGUGGUUGAAGAAUCUAUAGUUACUUCAUCAUCCAAUUUCAAAAGAAACUAUGAAAAUUUAGAAUUAUUGGGUGAUUCUGUUUUGAAAUAUGUAGUAACUGUAGAUAUCUUUAAAUAAUAUGAAUUAUUAGAUGAAGGAGAAAUGACAUCUUUACGUAGUCGUUUAAUAAUGAAUACCUUUUUGGCUUAAUUAUUUGAAUAAUUAGGUCUAGAAUAAUAUAUAAUCAAUUAGGAUUUGCAUUUCAAAUAAAUUAGGAAUCCAUUAGUCAAUGAUAUUAUAUCUAGUGAAAAUAAACAAUUAUAAAUUAGUCAAAAAGCAGAUAUUUAUGAAGCAAUUAUUGGUGGAGUUUUUGAAGUUACUCAAAGUCUAUAUGAAUAUAUUACUAUUUUGAGAAGAACAAACUUUCCUAUAUCCUUUUAUUAAGAUAUUCUCUAUGAUUUUCAGCCAAUACCAGAUUCAAUUGAACAGAUCGAUAUCAAAGAUUAUCAAUUUAAUAAUCCUCAAUUAUAUGAAAUUGCUAUUAAUCCAUUAUAAUAUGAUAGAUUAGAGUUUUUAGGGGAUGCUGCUAUUGAAUUACUUGUUAUAGCAUAUAUUUUUAGAAUGGCAAGGGAAAAACAAUUAAAAAAUUCAAAUUGGAUCUUAAAUCCAGGAGUAUUAUCAAAUUGGAAAUAAUUAUUAUUGGGUAAUAAAUUUAUGGGAGAAUAAACUAUUAAAAUGGGUUUAAAACCUCAUAUAGAUGAAAUACCUAAACUAUAUGGUGACAUAUUUGAAAGUGUUGCUGCUGCCAUUCUUCUUGAUAGUGGAUGGAAAGGAUUGAACCAAGUUUAUGGAAGUCUAUACAAGAAAUAUAUGGAUGAAAUUAUUGAAUAGUGA